AAUAGGUAAAGGAAGAUUCAGAAGUACUAAAUGACUCUGGGUGCACUGACAACUCCAACAACCACUUUAAAAAGCCACCUUCACCCUCUCUGCUCUAUCUGUGACUCACCAGCCCAAUAGAAAGCUCCUGAAGUUUAUUUAAGUCCAUAAUCCGUAGCCACUAGUGGAGAUUGGCUGUUUCUCACUAAAUUUCCUCUCCCCUUUUUACUUCAUAUAUAGCCAGAGCCAUGUAAUCCUUCCUGAAAAGAGUUUUAUUGAGAGAGAGCGUUGGGGUGUACCAGCAACAAUCUGUCAAUUCCAUCUCUCCACUGCAGGGGGAGCCGACACCUGAAGACUAGAAGAAGGGCACACAUAGACACAGAGCAGCUGCUUCAACAAGUUUGGUAAAGUUGAGCCCUUCUCAAAACGAGUGGAUACCAAUUGGAAAACAGUCUGCCUUUACUACUUUAAAUCCAAGGGAAGUGUUGGAACUCAGUAGAGACCUAUCUACAAACUAUGACUUCUAACGUGUCUGAAGUUCAUGAAUACUAUGAUUAUGCAGACUUGUACAGCAACGAGCCUGCACGGGCGACUGUGCCCCCAGAAGAAAUUAUCUUGCCAUGUUUCCCCACUGCAUCUGACAAGCUCUACCAUACCUGUAUCUCUGCACUGUCUCUUGUUGUUCUCUUGAUCCUUGCUGCCUUUACAAAACGUAAAAGGCUGUGUCAAGGCUUUUUAGAAGGGGUUCCAGGGUUACUCAGCCCAGUGAACUUCCUCGAUCACACCCAGCACAAGAGUCUGGCUGGGGCUGUCUUUGGGGGACUCUUCUGCAGGCUGGUUGUGGUGGUCCUGGCUAAGAAUCCCCUGCCUUUCACAGAGGACCCUGCCCCUGAGAACAAAGAGUACUGGAAGAUCCUGGCCCUCUUCUAUUACCCUGCUCUCUACUACCCCCUGCUGGCCUGCGGUACUCUCCACAGUCGUGUGGGUUACGUCCUGGGGAGCCUGCUGUCCUGGACUCACUUUGGCGUCCUUGUCUGGCAGAAAGUGGACUGUCCUCAGACGCCAGAGAUCUAUAAAUUUUACACUCUGCUGUCCAGUCUUCCACAGAUCAUCUGCCUGGCCUUCCUCAGUUUCCAGUACCCUCUGCUGUUGUUUAAGAAUUCAGGGAGUGCCGGGCAAACUAACACCAGCGAGGACCUGCACAGUAGCUAUUACAAGGAGUAUGUGCAGAAAAUCCUCAGGAAAAAAGUCGCCAAAAGCAGUUCCGGCAGUUCUAAACCUACGAUACCUUCAAGAAUCUCUGCUGCCCUGCAGUCUUAUAUCUACGCUACAGAGGACGGUUUCAGAUUUCCUUUGAAGCUGGUUAUCUCUACUGUGGUAUCAAUUAUUUCAGUGUAUCAGGUGAUGCUGUUGCUGGUGUUGCUGGUGAUUCCCACCCUGCAGAAAGUGCGUGCGGGAGUGAAUGAAGACAUUGCCUUCCUCCUGGCUGGAUUUAACAUCAUCCUGUCAGAUAGCCGGGCCGAGGUGGUUGAGAUUGUCAAAAAUUACCUCUGGACGGUGGAAGUGUGCUACAUCUCCACUGUUGCUCUGUCUGGUCUUGUAACCUUGGUGAUGCUCAUGAGGUCCAUGGUUUUGCACAGAUCUAACCUGAAAGGUCUGUACCGAGGGGACAUUUACAGUGUCUACAAUCGCCAGAGGAGCAUCCGACCGUCCCGGCCUGCCAUCGUCUGCUGGAUGAGUUUCACAAGCUACCAGGCUGCACUCGUCUGUAUAGCCCUGUUGAUUCAGACGCUUGUUUUCUUUAUCUGUAUCCUGUGGUUCGUGUUCCUGAUCCUGAGCCCCAUACUGUAUGGCCAAAACCUCAUUCUCUUCCGAAUCUUCAAGAUCAUGUGGCCCUUCUGGCUGAUGCUGUGUUUAGUUGUGAUUAUUCAGCAUGUGAUGGCCAAGUUUGCCUUCCUUAAAAAGGAUGCCGGGAAGAGAGACUUGGACAACAGACAGGGGCUGUUUCUGCUCACCUACCUGCUGUUCCCUGUCAAUGUUCUGGUGGGGGUUCUCCUGGGGGUGUGGAGGAUUGUGAUCACUGCCCUCUUCAACAUCAUUCACCUGGGCCGGCUGGAUAUUAGCCUGCUAAACCGGGGCGUGGAGUCCUUUGACCCAGGUUACCGCUGUUACGCGCAUUACUUGAAGAUUGAGGUGAGCCAGUCCCACCCUGUGAUGAAAGCUUUCUGCAGCGUGCUGCUCCAGCCUCCAGCCCCCGAGGGCACUGUGGGACAGAAAAUGAGCGCCAUGGAGGAAGGGAUUCAACUGGUGCAGCAAGACAAGAAGCAGAAGAUCUCCAAUUCCAGGAGGGCUCGAGAGAGGUGGUGGCUCAUCUAUACCCUUGUCAACAACCCCUCACUGGUGGCGUCACGAAAGCACUUCCAGGCGCGGAGCUCCGAGGCCUUUCUGAACGGGACACUGAAUGAGACCUCAAAGGAAAGCGUCUCCGAACCAGAGAAAACAGACCCAAAAUCAAAUUACAUGUGAAACACUGAGAUGAAAAGAAUAUUGAAGCAACGGCACUUAAGAAAAAUAAAUACAUAUAUUCAAAGUGCACUGCAAAUGUAUUUGAUUUAUAUAUGUUUUAAGGUCAAUUUGGUCUUCAAAGUCUGCUUAUUUAAAUAAAAAAAAGAAAUUACAUUAAAGUACAGAUUUUAUCAAAUGGCCCAAGAACAGUGAGUAGUGUAUUGAAGUGACUUUAGUGUUCCAGUGUAAGUAUAUCAGUGUUAUGGGCACCAAACUGUGGAUUGAACUUGACCACAAGCACAGCUUUAAGGAUCCCUGAAAUAUGGGAUGCCAGAUUGUAUUCACUAAACCAGCUCAAGCUUUAUUUAAGAACUGUUUUCAUUGAGAGUGUUUUUGAACGUUCUCCUAAGGUAAGAGUGUUUUAAGCUGUGAACACUGUGUAUGGACACUGAAGAAGGGCUUCAAGAUUACAAGACCUUUAUUAAAAAAGAUCCCAUCCACAUUACUUAAAGAGUAAGUAGAUUCAAAUUUUCUUUUCUUCGUUUCCCUUAUUACUCAAAUGUAUUUGCUGUCAUUCUGAGUGUUCUGGUUUAUGCCUAAAAAAUAGUUAUUAUUUUUCUCUAAAUCUGCCUUACAUGGCUUUGAGCUACUUAGAGUUAAUCUGAAGAAUAUCAAAUGCUUGCUCUGAACAGAUUCGACAUUCCAUUCCAAUAAUGAGCACUGGGACCCUUCAGCUGUCAGUCCCUCCUACUUCCUCUGUCUAUAUAUAAGUAGAGCAGGGGGGGCUUGCCGUGUUAGAAGGUCCUAAUGUCACAUGACAGGAAUGGAAUGAAGAAGGCUCUUCAGGCCCAGCACUUGGGAUUCUCCAGACAAACUUAGUCAGAUACAGACAGAUUUGGAGAACGGUUAUAAUGGCUCAAUAUUGGGGAAUAAUGCAAGCAAACACAAUACAAUAGUAAGGAAAAUGCUAACUUUUUUUUAAAGUGGGUUAUUCUUUGAUAUGUAAUGUCUUACCUGUUUAAUGUCCUAUAAUGUGUGUUCUUUAUCAUUAUUUAUUGUCCUUUUUGCCAAGAUCAUUGUUCACCAGGUUAACUAACAAAAAGGUGAGAUGGCUUAAAAGAUGUGUGUAUUCAAAUUCUAAGUUUCAGAAGGGACAUCUUGUAUAUUUAAAAUAUAUAUAUAUAUAUAUAUAUAUAUUUUUUACAGUGCAUUCCCCUAGUGGUAAUUUCUAAAAACCACCGCACUUCAGAAAUUCAGCUUUAAGUGGUGGAAAAUGGUGUUCGUUAGUAAUUAUGAUGUUCUAAUCACAAACAACAUUAAAGAAUAUAGAGAACACACAUAGCUAAGAAAUAUAAAUUAUAAAUCACAUGUAAGAAAAUGUAGAUGGCAUAUAUGUAUCCUAGACAUGUUGCUUUUCAGUAUGGGAUGCCUUUUUGAUGUUAGUCUGUUGCCAGGGAUGUUCUUUAGCCAUUUGCAAUAUCCAAGGAUGAUUGUAAAGAAAAGUGCCUACACCUGAAUACCUAUAGAGGCCCAUAGUUAUUUACACACUUUGCUAUUGACACCACAGGUCUGUUUUAAUAAUGUAAACCGGGGUGAAUCUAAAUAGCAGUUCUAUAUUAAUCCAGCUUGUGCUUUCCUUCAGGGGAGAUGUAUUGAGCACCAUUAUUGACCACUACACACAACAACAAUGUAGUGGGAAGAGGUCAAAUAUAAUUUUAUGGUGGUGGUAUUAAAGUCCUUGCUGUUUAGAUUAUUAAAAUACCUCCACCCCCAUGGUUUCAUUUAAUCAAUGAUAUAGUUGUCUGAAUUAUACUGUAGAAUUUAUUGCAGUAUGGGUCCUGUGAAUAAAAUACUUAAUUAACUUUAAAUAGUACAGAAAAAGUCAUACACCCAUUCACCUUUAUUACAAUUUAAAAUUACCUUUCGAUUUAUUGCAGCAUCUAGACAGCUUGUCAUAGUACUGUAUGUACAAGAUUUUUGCACAAGCCUGUGGGAUAUAAUUUGCCACUCUUCUCAACUAACACGUUUCAAGGGCUCAAUACAUGAAAAUGUCUGCAUUUCACCACCCUGUUUCAUGUGAUCCAGCAGUGAUUGAACUGGAGAUGAAUAAGUUGUGCUAUCAACAUAAACUGUGAUGCCUCCACCCCAUUGUUCAAACAUAUUGAUUCAUUAAUUGCAUGCUACUCAGUGAAGUGAUAUACUAAUAUAUAGAGUCAAUACUUUUUUGAACAGCAUUGCAGAUGGUCUGGACUGGUUUGAGUGGUGUAAACAUCAUUGGUAUCUGCAUGGGUUAAUUCAACUUUGAUUGUGGGCAUUAUCCAUCUCCUAACAUUAUGUUGCAGUCGGUUUUAUUACAAUGAUAAUAGCAAUUUUCACAAGGGUAGUCCAUAAGCAAACAGGGACCAUAGACCACAAUGAUGCACAAUAGGAGGAAUCUUAAUAGCAAGAAAAAUAAUACAUUUCUUCCAUGUUUGUCAGAGAGCACUUAAAAUAAAAGCCGCACUCAUAAGCUGGCGGUGUAAUUAGGCUGUCUGCUUUGAAUUAGCAUUUUUAGGAAACUGUUGUUCAGUUCAGUGAAUCGGAUAGACUGGUGGUAUUGUUAGAAAUGUUAGACAUGCUGUUUAGUCUUGAAUCAUACCAACUAGGUUCUCUGAUUUAAUAGGUUAUUGUUCAGCGUUUCUAAUACAAACCAAGAGUCUAAUGUCAUGUGUGAAAAAAACAACACGAAAUGCUACAAUAUCAAAGGUAAACACCAAGGUCGGUUUGAAAAAAGAUUAAAAUUGCCAUAAGUUAUUUUAACAUAAGUGCAGUUCCCUGUAUAGUGUGUGGUGUUAAAAAAUAAACCAAGUGAUGUUAUAAAUAUUGAGGCGGGUUAUAUACUUUACCUGUUAUUGUACCUGUAUUGCUGACGGAGAACUCCAUUUCACUUCUUCCAUAGUAACACGUAAACUAAAUCUCUUGUAACAUAGCAACGUCCUAAAUGGACAUAGUGGUAGCCCAGCUAUCAAGAGAUUUUUGAAAAAUACGUCUGCGUUGUCUGGAACCUGGACCGAUUAGGGUUUGUCGGUAAAGCUUGCUGGUGGUAUAAAACACUUGCAUUAACAGCGUUCUGCUGUGACAUGCUGCAUCUGGAUCCAUGUGUACCUGCUUGAUUGCAGAUAGUGGAGUAUUCGUGUAACCCAUGUUCCUAUUCUAAACGUGACCCAUGCAAGGUGUAUCUCAAAAGAGGACGGGCCUAAACUGGUUCUCAGACAAGUUAAUAAGUCGUGUGUAAGAUGUCUCUUAUUGUGUCAUCUCGUGCAAUUUGGGCAAGAGAACCGCUAAAGCAAAGUAGCAGUUCUUUGAUUGGUUUGAUUUUAUAUACGUUAUAAUGUAAAGCCAAAUAAAAAAAAAUUGUCAACACAAUGUUGGUGUUUAUUUGAAUUAUUUGAGCGUCAAAAAAAAGUUGGCUAAAAUACACUUUAUGGUGUUAUUAAUACUAAGAUGUGUUUAAAAACUAUUGCGUAAGAUUUUUGUUUUAUUAAAUCUUCGAUUUUCAGUGUAUAGGUAGAAUUUCUAAACGCUUUGAACAAGGGUCUGAUUCAUAAGAUAUUGUAAUAUCCUGGAAAAUGGGUAGUUAGCUCGUUUGGUCCCAUAUUCUUCCUACUAAAAAUGUUUUUGGCAACAUAUUGUUUACAAAGAUAGUUGGCAGGUUUCAUAGACCGCUGAUUAGCAGCUAAGAUCGCAUUAGGAGUGUAUAUAUGUGAACAAUAAUGAUACGCCUAUAAAAUAUAUAGGCGUUAUGCAAAAUGAUAUAAUACGUGGGUUGAGUAUAUGCAAUAUUACUCGGCUACGCGUUUUUCAUCAUCCACAUUGUUAAAAUUAAAAGUAAUUAAAUGUACAUUUGUACUACUGUUUUAUUUCAAAUAGAUGCACAUUCACAUGACAAGAGUAUCUGUUCAAGUAAUUCAAGGUAAUUCAAGGUUCCCGCGGAAAAUUGUUAUAUUUGGAACCCAAUAAAUAUAAAUGUAUUUUAUUCAGAAUAAUAGGAAUUGUUCUUUAUAGAACCUAACACAAUUAUGGAUUCCAAAGAUAUGUAAAACAGCAUAUGGUUCUAUACAGCACAGUAUUAGAGUUUGCAAAUGGAAUCUAAAACUGGAGAAGGUUAGAUCACUUUUACUUCAAACAGGUAAUUUCUAAAAUAUCUUUAUCACUAGCACUACCGCGUAUUAUUAUUUUUUAUUUAUUAAUAUUAUGCAUGCUUUUGGACUGGUAGAUUAUUAAGUUGAUUUGUCCUUUACCAUUUUAAAGCGUAUUAUUCUUGCAUAGCAUGCAUUCAAUGAAAUAGGGCGGUGUAGUCUUUAUUGAAGACUAGCACAUCUGUAUUUAAGGAGAAGUGAGAGUAUUAGUUUUAAUAUAUAUAGAUAACAUGUUAUCAAAUGAAAAGUUGCAGUAUUCAUUUAGAUAGUAUGUCCUGCGAUAGAUUAGAACUGAAUUAAAAAUAUAAACAUUCCAAAGAAGUGGAUCCAAAAUACAGGGAAUGGGGUAUAGAAAAAAAAUUACAUUUGUUAGACAGUAAAAAAAAACAAAAAACAAAAAAAACAAAACAGUAACAGUAUUAUUUUACAAAAACGUUUCAUUAUUUUUCAUAACAAAAUAAUCGGCCUACAGAAUCUUAAAAUACUUCAAACUGCAGCAGAUCUCUAAUAUAAUAGUAUCUAAUGCUUAGAGAAUUAAACACAAUUGUUAAAAAAAAAAAACAUUACAUUAAAACUUUUUUUCUGUAACAUAUAGGCUACUGCACAUAUGAACAAAGACAAGAACAAUGCUGUGGGAAAGGGUGUGGUGUUUUUUUCUUUAUGCUGUAUAAAUAUACAGGAUCGUAACCAAAAGGUUUUCGUUUGCAGCAUUCAACUUUAAUACUGGUUUGCUUCCGACACAUUUUAAAUACUGGUUUCGUUUCAUGCUUGUAUAUAUUUAAAAUUAAGAUGCUAUGCUUUUCUUAAGAAAAAAAAAAUGACUAUAUGUAUUCCACAUUCUAAGUAUUGCAUUUUCUAUGAUUGCCACUUGUAUUGUAAUUUAAAUAACAUUGAAUUUAAAAAGAAAAAAAGAACACACUUUUUUUCCCAAUAUUUUUAU
Polyodon spathula (Mississippi paddlefish) is the source of this 7602-nucleotide messenger RNA. RefSeq names its product signaling receptor and transporter of retinol STRA6 (gene stra6). The coding region runs from base 496 to 2505 and encodes 669 amino acids. The record is from RefSeq and is a predicted model, not a curated record. The transcript is spliced from 17 exons. Gene Ontology annotation, molecular function: retinol transmembrane transporter activity; signaling receptor activity. Gene Ontology annotation, biological process: vitamin A import into cell. Gene Ontology annotation, cellular component: plasma membrane. Lineage: Eukaryota; Metazoa; Chordata; Actinopteri; Acipenseriformes; Polyodontidae.